Messenger RNA from Vicia faba (fava bean), 2049 nucleotides. Lineage: Eukaryota; Viridiplantae; Streptophyta; Magnoliopsida; Fabales; Fabaceae. The record is from the annotation of a GenBank genome assembly.
AUGGCGGCAUGGUUCAACUCAACCAUGCCAAUUUUGGGAGUUCCUUCUUCUUUUCUUCCUAAACCCAUUUCACUUCCUCUUCCUUCUUCUUUCAGGAAUAAUGGAGAUGUCAAUAAUAGCUUACAUGAACAAAGGUUAGAGGGUGGUAAAAAUGAGGACAUGUCCAAGUCAUUAUCUGAUGAUGAAAUGAAUGUGAAGCAAGAUAACAUUUGGCAAUUGUUCAGAGAAGCUCAGCAGAAUAUACUAUACCUAAACAAUCAACGCCUUGGUGCCAUUGAGGAACUUAACAAAACAAAGAAAGAAAAACAGUUCCUAUUCGAUAAGAUAAAGAAAUUAGAAGCCGGAAGGAAGGAGGGUACAGAUAAGCUAUCAACUUGUUCCGAAUUGCUGCUUCGAAUAGACACAAUGGUCCUUGGCAGCGUGAUUAGUCCUGCUGAGGCAUCUGACUUUAGAAGUUUGGUGUUAAACCACAAAGGGAGUGUGGCUGAUGUCUUUAACCUCGUCUCACAUAAAAGAGAUUCUGAGCUUCUCAGAGAACUUCGUCACUUUUCAGAUCAAAGCAAAACGAGGGGUUUUCAUAUUAUUCAUAUUUGCACCGAAAUGACACCAUUGGUCCCUAGAGGGUCUGUAGCAUCAUAUGUAACCGGCAUAUCUCGUGCACUUCAAAGAAAAGGCCACCUGGUGGAGGUUAUAUUGCCCAAGUAUGCAUGUUUAGACCUUGAUGACGUGCAAGGGUUGCGUGAAGUUAAAGCGGAGGCUUACUCAUAUUUUAAUGGUCAAUUACAUGGAAAUAAAAUUUGGACUGGUGUUGUUUAUGGCAUUGGUGUCACUUUGAUCGAGCCAUUGCACUAUUCAUCAUUUUUCAACCGUGAUAUGAUAUAUGAUUACCCGGAUGAUUUCGAAAGGUUCUCUUACUUCUGUCGCGCCUCACUGGACUAUAUUGUAAAAUGUGGGAAGCAGCCCGAUGUACUGCAUCUACAUAACUGGGAGACUGCCAUUGUUGGGCCCCUUUUCUGGGAUAUAUUUUUUAACAAGGGACUUGGAGGAACCAGAAUAUUACUGACAUGCCACGACUUCAAUUCACAGGGUAUCGAGCAACCAAAUAAAUUGGCCUUAUGUGGACUUGAUCCUUCAAGUCUUCAUCGUCAUGAUCGUCUGCAAGACAACACUAACACACAAUUUGUCAACAUUUUAAAGGGAGGAGUUGUCUAUUCAAACAGAGUUGUAAUAAUGUCAUCUAUCCAUCCAAAGCACACAAUUGUCCGUAAUUUGAGUCAUGAACUGGAACCUACUUUAAAUGUUCAUGGGGACAAGUUGGUCGUUGCUCCAUACGGAUUUGAGAAAUCAACUUGGGAUCCUUCGACGGACUAUUUUCUUCCCGAAAAUUUCAAUGCUGAAAAUCUGAACGGAAAAGCUGUUUGCAAAGUUGCAUUGCUGCAGCAGUUGAGGUUAUCUGAACAUCCUUCUACUAUUCUUGUUGGAUGCAAUUUUUCAGAAGGAGCGGAUAUUGAUGUGAAAAAGAUGAAGGAUAUCGUCUUGAAUGGCAAGCAAAAUGACGUCCAGUUUAUAUUAAUGAACACAAGUGAGAGACCGGUCUUGAAUCAGGCACUAGAAUCUCUUUGGAAGGAACUCAAGGAUGAUGAUAAUAUUAAAUUCGUGGGUGAAUAUGAUGAAUCUCUAUCGCAUUUAUUAUUCGCAGGAUCUGACAUUAUGUUGUGUCGAUCAUUUCUUGAUCCUACUGAUGAAACCCCACUAAAAGCUUUAAGGUAUGGAGCAUCUCCAAUAGCUGUUGGCCAGGAUGCUCCCAAAAACAGGGUGAUACUUUUUGAGAGGAACCUCAUGAAUCAUGACCAAGAGGCAACCAAGUACUCAAAGAUAAUCAACAAUACCUUUGGAAACAUGUCACUUGGUCUUGCCAUAGAUGAAAUUAGGAGUAACCCAUCCAAGUGGAAACGAAGAAUAAUGGAAGCAAUGUCCCAUGAUUUAUCAUGGGAUGGUGAAUGCUACGAAGUUCAUUUGGCAGCUUACUCAGCUAUAAAGAAUAUGUGA